GAUGUCCUAGUCCCGGACAGGCGGACUGGGUGUGUGCUAGGGGAUCCUUAGAACUAGCGGCUGGACAGAGACUCCGAAGUCACCAAAUAUGAGCCAGGAGCCAAGGCGAGGGGAGAAAUGCCACAACUUCACCCUACAUGCCUCGGAUCCCGGGAAUCCCAAUCGGUGGGAAGGCGCCAGGCAGGUUUGACCGAGCAGCCUCUGAGAAGUCUCAUAAUCCAUUGCUGCUUCCUCUACCUGCUCUCAACCAUGGCCAGUGAAAACUCUCCUUUGCUGGCCUACCGGCUCUUGGGGGAAGAGGGGGUUGCCUUCCCUGCCAAUGGGGCCGGAGGACCUGGAGGCGAAUCUGCCCGGAAGCUUUCCACCUUCCUGGGUGUGGUGGUGCCCACGGUCCUGUCCAUGUUCAGUAUAGUUGUCUUCCUGAGGAUUGGGUUCGUGGUGGGCCAUGCUGGGCUGCUGCAGGCUUUGGCCAUGCUCCUGGUUGCCUACUUCAUCCUGGCACUCACCGUGCUCUCUGUCUGUGCCAUUGCCACCAAUGGAGCUGUUCGGGGCGGUGGAGCCUACUUCAUGAUCAGCCGCACCCUGGGGCCUGAGGUUGGAGGCAGCAUUGGCCUCAUGUUCUACCUGGCUAAUGUCUGUGGCUGUGCUGUCUCCCUGUUGGGGCUGGUGGAGGCCGUCCUUGAUGUCUUCGGGGCUGAUGCCACAGGGUCCAGUGGGCUCCGAGUCCUGCCCCAGGGCUAUGGCUGGAGUUUGCUUUAUGGUUCCCUGCUGCUGGGCCUGGUGGGCGGAGUCUGCACCCUGGGGGCUGGCCUCUAUGCCCGUGCCUCCUUCCUCACAUUCCUGCUGGUCUCUGGUUCCCUGGCCUCAGUGCUGGUCAGCUUUGUGGCUGUGGGGCCCAGGGUCAUCCAAUUAACCCCUCGGCCUGGCCCCAAUGGCUCCUCCCUGCCACCCCAGGUUGGCCACUUCACCGGCUUCAAUAGCAGCACCCUGAAGGCCAACUUGGGCGCUGGCUACGCAAAGGACUACACCACGGGGGCCAUGAUGACCUUCGCCAGCGUCUUUGCUGUCCUUUUUAAUGGCUGCACGGGCAUCAUGGCUGGGGCCAACAUGUCUGGGGAGCUGAAGGACCCCAGCCGGGCGAUUCCUCUGGGCACCAUUGUGGCUGUUGCCUACACUUUUUUCAUCUAUAUCCUGCUUUUCUUCCUCUCCAGCUUUACCUGUGACAGGAUCCUGCUACAGGAGGAUUAUGGGUUCUUUCGUGCCAUUAGCCUAUGGCCCCCACUGGUGUUGAUUGGUAUCUAUGCCACAUCUCUCUCGGCCUCCAUGAGCUGCCUUAUUGGUGCCUCCCGCAUCCUCCACGCCUUGGCCCAGGAUGACCUCUUUGGAGUGAUCUUGGCACCAGCCAAGGUGGUAUCCAGAGGGGGAAAUCCCUGGGGGGCCGUGCUCUAUUCAUGGGGCCUAGUACAGUUGGUGCUCCUAGUCGGGAAGCUAAACACACUGGCUGCUGUGGUUACUGUCUUCUACUUGGUGGCCUAUGCUGCAGUGGAUCUGUCCUGCCUGAGCCUGGAGUGGGCUUCGGCCCCCAACUUCCGCCCUACCUUCAGCCUGUUCUCCUGGCACACCUGCUUGCUGGGGGUAGCCUCCUGCCUGCUCAUGAUGUUUCUCAUCAGCCCUGGGGCUGCUGGCGGCUCCCUGCUGCUCAUGGGCCUGCUUUCUGCCCUGCUCACAGCUCGAGGCGGCCCCAGCAGCUGGGGCUAUGUCAGCCAGGCCUUGCUUUUCCACCAGGUGCGUAAAUACCUGCUCCGACUGGACGUGCGGAAGGAUCAUGUGAAGUUCUGGCGACCCCAGCUGCUGCUCCUGGUGGGGAACCCUCGGGGCGCCCUGCCUCUGCUGCGAUUGGCCAACCAGCUCAAGAAGGGAGGCCUCUAUGUGCUGGGCCAUGUCACUCUGGGAGACCUUGACUGCCUGCCCUCGGACCCUGUGCAGCCACAGUAUGGAGCAUGGCUGAGCCUUGUGGACCGGGCCCAGGUGAAGGCCUUUGUGGACCUCACCCUCUCACCUUCUGUGCGCCAGGGGGCUCAGCAUCUGCUGCGGAUCUCAGGCCUUGGUGGCAUGAAGCCCAACACGUUGGUCCUGGGUUUCUACGAUGAUGCUGUACCCCAGGAUCACUUCCUGACAGACCCAGCUUUCUCUGAGCCUGCCGACGGCACCCAGGAGAGCGGGUCCCCAGCCCUGAGUACCCUGUUCCCUCCACCCCGGGCUCCUGGGAGCCCCCGGGCGCUAAGUCCCCAGGACUACGUGGCCACAGUAGCAGAUGCACUCAAGAUGAACAAGAAUGUGGUUCUGGCACGGGCCUGUGGGGCCCUGCCCCCUGAGCGGCUAAGCCGGGGGUCUGGAGGCACCUCUCAGCUGCAUCAUGUGGAUGUCUGGCCCCUCAACCUGCUUCGGCCCCGGGGUGGCCCUGGCUACGUGGACGUCUGUGGCCUCUUCCUGCUGCAGAUGGCAACCAUCUUGGGCAUGGUGCCUGCUUGGCACAGUGCCCGGCUCCGGAUCUUCUUGUGUCUUGGGCCUCAAGAGGCUCCUGGGGCUGCUGAGGGUCGUCUCCGGGCACUCCUGAGCCAGCUGAGAAUCCGGGCUGAGGUGCAGGAGGUGGUGUGGGGUGAUGGGGCUGGGGCUGGAGAACCUGAGGAGGAGGAGGAAGGGGACUUUGUGAACAGUAGGCGGGGAGACUCUGAGGCAGAGGCCCUGGCUUGCAGUGCCAACGCCCUGGUUCGGGCCCAGCAGGGGCGUGGCAGAGGUGGAGGGCCUGGUGGGCCUGAGGAUGAGGAUGGCGAGGAGGGGCCCACCACGGCCCUCACCUUCCUGUACUUGCCACGGCCACCUGCUGAUCCUGCCCGAUACCCCAAAUACCUGGCGCUGCUAGAGAUUCUGAGCCGAGAUCUGGGCCCUACGCUGCUCAUUCAUGGUGUCACCCCUGUCACUUGCACUGAUCUCUGAUGCCCAGUUCCUAAAGUAGAGUGUACAGAUAUGGUGGCCCACCUUGAUUAGCAGAUGAGGAGGGGAAGGGCUGCCUCCUGCCAGGCCUGCACAUGGGACACAGAGCCAGGUGGAAGUAUUAGGGGAUCUUGAGCUAGGGCAUCUCUAGACCUCUAGGAGAGGGGCCCUAGCCCACUAAUUAAUGCAGGACAGCUGCCCCCCGCCAGGGGAGGGAGUCAGCUCUGCCCCCUCCUUCCACUCACCGGUGCCUUGAUGGGGGCUAGGUCUCUGCUGGUGACCCUAGGCUACCUCAGUCUCCCCUCACCUGACAGACUCACUGACCCCUGAGGUUUGAUGUUUUGUUCUGUUUUAUUUUUCUAACUGCUGAAAAGUGAAUAAAAGACCCAAACCUUA
This is a messenger RNA of Miniopterus natalensis, 3390 nucleotides long. RefSeq names its product solute carrier family 12 member 9 (gene SLC12A9). Gene Ontology annotation, molecular function: potassium:chloride symporter activity. NCBI's taxonomy places the organism in Eukaryota, Metazoa, Chordata, Mammalia, Chiroptera, Miniopteridae. The record is from RefSeq and is a predicted model, not a curated record. Gene Ontology annotation, biological process: potassium ion homeostasis; cell volume homeostasis; chloride transmembrane transport. Gene Ontology annotation, cellular component: membrane.